Brienomyrus brachyistius is the source of this 798-nucleotide messenger RNA. RefSeq names its product mitochondrial ribosomal protein L51 (gene mrpl51). The coding region runs from base 224 to 613 and encodes 129 amino acids. Gene Ontology annotation, molecular function: structural constituent of ribosome. NCBI's taxonomy places the organism in Eukaryota, Metazoa, Chordata, Actinopteri, Osteoglossiformes, Mormyridae. Gene Ontology annotation, cellular component: mitochondrial large ribosomal subunit. The record is from RefSeq and is a predicted model, not a curated record. The transcript has 4 exons. Gene Ontology annotation, biological process: translation.
CGCAGUUCGAAAUGCAUUGUGGGAUGUGUCGUAAAAUGGCUGCUUUUUGAGGCGAAAUGUGACAUUUAUAAAUGAAACUAUACUGCAAAAGAAAACGUUAUGUAAUUUAAAAGUCCAGCCUAAAUUCGUAUUUUUCCUUCCGUUCUUAAACUGAGAAGGUAUAUAAUUAUAUAUUUCAGCAUCUUAUCCGUUUAAGUCACCUCCAGCUGUUUAAUAGUACGCCAUGUCUAUAAUAGGCGGAUUGCUAAAAGCCGCAGCGUCCUUUUGCCAUUCUACACUUAUCCAGUCACCUAGGUCCUUCUCCACUGGUGUCUGCAGUAGGAUCCGCAUGCACGCAAUUCCUAAACCCAGAAACAUAGACAGAUGGACAGAGAAGCGUGUCGCCUUUGGUGUCAAUGACAACAUUGGAAUAUUAGGUGACUUUAAAGCUCAUCCACGGGAUUUGAUUGUCGGCCCCGUCUGGUUACGGGGUUUCCGUGGCAACGAGUUCCAGCGUUUGACGCGAAAGAAAAGAAUGGUAGGAGACCAGAUGAUGGCAACAGACCGGCACAACCUGGAGAAGAGGAUCCGCUUUUUAUACCGGAGAUUAAACCGCUACGGCAAACACCGCUAAUCCCAGCACUGAACUUGAUCUUAUCCCACCCGGACUCCCGUGUUACCGCUGGCCAAUUCGGGAAGGAUCGGGAUCUUGUGUGAUGGAUUUCUUGGUUAUUAAUGAUGUCAGUUCAGUAAUAUAAUUGGAGUAUUUUGUUGUAUUUGGACUGUUUGAAAGUACCAAUAAACGUGUUCAUGAAUAAA